CGUUUUUGCUUUUGGACGUACGUGCUGAUUUUUAAUGAAGCACGUUGCGGACCAACUUUAUUUUCUUUAAUUUGUUUUUCUUUUCGUUUCUGUUGUCUUUUCUUGUUGUGUUAAUUACCUGCUUUUUGCAAUACCAUUAAAAAUGCCACCACGCAAGCGCCAAACCAAAAUAGCCAAGUCAAAACCUGUUGAAGAAGAGCCAGUUGAGCAGCCCGAUCUAACGCUCUUUCAGGACUUUGACGACCAGAUCGAUGUGACUCAGCUCGAUCUCAUCAAAGAUCUAAAUGACGAAUUCUUCUCUACAUCCAAUCGUCUCAUACAAGUAGUGGCCGAGUCUGUUAAUGCUUUUGUGGCUGGGAAGCUGAAACGCUAUGUGGAUCUACUGGCCCUGAUGCACACCCGCUAUGUGGGAGAAGUGGAGUCGGCGAAAGCCAUGAAGCACCGAGUGCAUGAUGCGGAUGAAAAGUUGCGCUUAGCGCUGGAGACAACCGCUACAUCGGAGUCUAUGUUUGAUCAUCUGCGUGACUCUCUGGCUGAGGCUUGGCGCGCAGCCGAUGCAGCAGAGAACCGUGAGGCUCUAAUGCAGCGGCAAGUGAUAGCCUUAGAACCGAAGGAGAAUUUGGUGAAGCACAGCUCGGUUUCGGAUGAGGAUCAUAACAAAGAUAACAGCAAAAUACGCGGCGUUGUGCUUCGCGAGCGCGAUCGCUUGGCUGGCGAGUUGAGGGAAUAUCAAAAACGCCUGGAAUUGCAACGGUACUAUUCCGAGACCCUGGAAACCAUUAUUGAGACGCAUCGCAUUACCAUUGGUAAACAGAAGUCGCAUAUAACUCUUAUAGAGAAUGAAAAGUUCAAGAUCGAGCACAAGCAGCGGGUCUUACAAGAGAGAUUCAACGAGGAUAUGCAAGCAAUGCAAAAGGAACUGGCCACCACCAAAGAUUGUCAUGAAGCGUUGCAUCGUUAUGAGCUCAACUUCAUUGCUUCUCAAAAGAAAAACCAGGCGCUCCGAUCGGCAAAUGAACAGCUAGGGCGCGAGAAUUACAAUAUUCAAAGGAAUUAUCAUCGCGUUGAGGAAGACAAGGCUCAGUUGCAUUUGAAAAUAACCUUGCUGGAAGACAUGGCUAAGGUGAACAAACGAGACCUUGAAGAGAUGGAAAAUCACAACCGGCAAUUAUCGCGAGAGCUGAAGAAAAACUCCUACGUGUAUGGCAUACUGAAGCGCAGAUUUCAGCAGUUGGGUCGCAAAAACAUCGAAAUUAAUCAAACUAACAUCACGCUGCAAAAUGAUAUAUAUACGCUGGAAAAGAAACUAGCCCAAUCCUUAGCCCAGCUUGAUGAUAUGACCCACAUGAAAGAUGACAUUUUUAAGAGCAGAGAAAAACUACGUUUGGACUAUACGCGUAUGAGCGAUUUAGUAGCCAGUAUGAAACAUGAUGCUGUGGUGCAGCGGAACAGCAUGCAGGGCUUGCAGAAUGAGUAUGACCGGGCGAAUAAAAAGCUGGACGAAAAGGAGCAGUAUAUACAAAAACUUAACAAAGAGAAACAUGAAUUGAUUCAGGAGAGUAACGAUCUUAACGAUAAGAUUGAAACUUUGGAGGAGACCCUUUUGAAAAAAACCGACCGCCUAGCGCUACUCAAUGAAAGGCUUCAGACCAAGCAUCGUGACUUUGUGAACAUGAAAAAGCAAAUGGAAGUAGUGCAUUCAGAAAAAGUGGGCCUGGAGAAAAGUUUGGAUGUGUGUACGCGAGAUCGGCAGACCUUGCAAAACAUUAAUGUCAAAAUGACUCAUCAGGUCAACCAAAUGACCAAUGAGAUAGCCGUGAACGAAAAGGAGCUCAAUGCACUGAACUGUCGAAUUGAACAGCUCAACAGCACCAUUAAGCAGAAAGUGUCCGAGAUACAGAGUACAGAACGAAUGUUGCAACGCACGCGCACCGAUCUUAAAGAAACGAAGAUACGCAACGAAAAUGCGCAACAUACCAUCGAUCAGGACGAAAAACGUUUUAAGCAAAUGACGUACAGCUUGGACGAAUUGCGCAAGGAGAAGAAUCUGGUGGGACUGCAGAUGGUUCGGCGCAAUGACGAAGUACAGUUGCUAAAGGAGCGGAUAAACAUGUUGCAAAACGGCCUGGAUCGCGGCACCUCACAAUACAAUCAGCGCAUCGAAGAUAUACGCCUGCUUAAGCUGGAGAUCACGAAUCUCCGCAUGUCUCACAGUUGCAUGAAGCGGGCAUUGGAGGGGACAGCCAACAUGCGCCAGGAGGUGGUGCGCCUGGAGCGCACUCUUAAUCGUGAGCGAUUGCGCGUCACUGCAUUCACGGAGGAGAUGGCGCGACCAUGCCGCAUUCACCGCUGGCGUGUGCUUCUGGGCAGGGAUCCAAAGAAGUUCGACCUUAUACGCAAGAUUCAGGUGCUGCUCAAGCGCAACAUUCGGCUCAAUCUUGACCGCGUCAACGCUGACAAGAGAGCGCAGGAUGUGCAACGACUGUAUGACACUUUAAAGCAGCAGUUGAAGCACAUUCCUGAUCCGAGCAUAAAAGCGCAGCUGAAUACCCAGCAGCGCAUCAAUCGUAAUCAGAUCCGAAAGCUGAAAGCUAUGAAGGCAGAACUGGCUAUAAAUGAGAUCGAUUUGAAGACACGUGAUUGCAUUAUUGAAAGCUACGAGACGAAGUUGAAAGAGCAAGUCCAGCCAACUGUCAAAUUCCGGAAAAAACGAGCAGUACCUUUCAACAAGACCAGCAAGGUUCUUUAUCCCAAGUAUGAACUGUGCCUAGCAGAUGCAGUAAUCCAGCAAUCCUCUGGAUUUUUUCAACCCGAAAAGAAGAGUUUAGAUGUUCCUUCCGAUGAAAUCUAAAUACAUAGCCCUGUUUUCUUACAUGUACAUACAUAGUAUUCUACAAGGAAUAAAUAUUUAUUGAUUGUUCUAUUUGA
This is a messenger RNA of Scaptodrosophila lebanonensis, 2928 nucleotides long. Its product is annotated as cilia- and flagella-associated protein 58. The record is from RefSeq and is a predicted model, not a curated record. Lineage: Eukaryota; Metazoa; Arthropoda; Insecta; Diptera; Drosophilidae. Gene Ontology annotation, cellular component: cytoskeleton. Bases 143 to 2851 code for a protein of 902 amino acids. The transcript has 6 exons.